Messenger RNA from Diabrotica balteata, 729 nucleotides. The record is from the annotation of a GenBank genome assembly. Lineage: Eukaryota; Metazoa; Arthropoda; Insecta; Coleoptera; Chrysomelidae.
AUGUGCUUUUGGUGCAAGCAACCAGAUCAUUUUGCAUCUCAAUGUGCCGGCCCUCAACUCCAAACUUCAACUUCUUCAUAUACUAGAUCACAACAACAAAGUUCCUCUCUAAACCAUUCCUUAGACAGCAAUAAUGUAGGUGAGUCUAUAUCAAAUACUACUAACCCUGAAAUGAUAUGUGAACAAACACCAAUUACCCCUACAUUUAAUGAGCCCAAUCCCGACAUGCCCGCUUCUUUUGAAUUUCAAAUAACUCCGGUAUCUAAACCUACGACCUCCAAACGAAAUUUAUCUGAAAUAGCAAUACCUAGCCCAGAAGAUAAACCAGAUAUUACUAAUUCCUCAGAGCCAAAAUCUUACUUUACAACACCUGUUCCAAAAGUUCCAAAGAAAAACUUGAAAUCGAAAGAUAAACCCUCAUUAGAAUUCCGAGAAUUGCCCCAAAAGAUAACCAAUUUCAUUGACAAUCACAAUCCCAAAAUCCCACUCGAUAGUCAACAAGUCACUGAUCUGUUAGAGAGCACUCACCAUAGUAAUGAUGCAUUAAGCAUUGCUAAAGAUUAUACCCUACAUAUUACAUCUCUUAUAGAAAUGAUAAAUGUAAUACAUACCCAGGCUGAAGAUCGAAAUAUGAAAAUUAAAUGUACUAGACUAAGCAAAAAAUUAACUAAACAACUUCUCGAACACGUUGGUUCAUCUGACUUAGAUAACGAUAUAUCUCAAAACUAA